UUCCGUUGGCRAUCAUAACAGUAUGAUGCCCUCGAUAUUGACCAUUCUCAAAAUUUCUGAAAUGUAUUGUUGAUCGUUAUAUCGCCGUUCAAAGGGAGUUUUCACGGUUUUAGGGUUACCGUUUCUGUAUAAUCAAAAACUUCAAUUGAAAAAGCAAUUAAGUGUAGAAACCGCGUCAUUUUAAUUUUCACUGCAACAAUGCAUCGCGGUCUUGGGAUGCGGUAUCAUCCUUUUCAGUAUGCAUGAUUUCCUUGUUCCWCGAAUUAUAACAAUGCAUCYAGAGAAGUCCCGCAGAGCGAGCUGGAAACACAUCGUAUUUGUUGUUAAAAUCAAGGAAAACUUCAAAAAAGCACACUUACCAUGGCAUCAAGUCUGAGACGCAAUCUUGAGGACCAGGUUACUUGCGCAAUCUGUCAUGAGCACUACAGAGACCCACGACUGUUGCCAUGCUUACAUACCUACUGUAAACAAUGCUUGGAUGAUCUUGUCAAAGCAUCGCGAAAUAAGAAACAGAUUGCAUGCCCUGAAUGCAGAGAAGUUGUCAAGCUUGGUCAGUCCCAUUGGAACGGGUCAACUUAAAGCUAAUUUCCAGAUGAACCAACUGAUGUCGCUCCUUACCAUCUCUACUCGUGAAGAAACAAAAAGCAAGGAGGAAGCAAAGGGCCCAGGUUUGCCGUGUGAAAAUUGUACAAGCAAAGAUGCCUCUAAAGGAAGAUGCUUUGAAUGUUGCAAGUUCAUGUGCGACUUUUGCUUGAAAACCCACCAGCGUUUCCUGGAAACCAGAGACCACAAGAUCAUGACACUUGAAGAAGUCAAGAAACAAGGUGCUCCAGCCAUGACACAACAAGUUAAAUGUGAGAAACACAAAGGCGAAGUCAAAAAACUUUACUGUGAAUCCUGUCAGCAGUUGAUUUGUCGUGACUGCACCAUCAUCGACCAUCGUGAUCACAAGUUUCAGUUUAUAGAUGAAGUGGCUGGCAGACAUGUCAAAAAUCUCAAAUCAGAUAUAGAGAACGCUACAGCAGUGAAAGAUCGCAUCCAGCAAUCUCUGGAGGAAAUAAAAACGACCAAAUUCAAUAUAAACGUCACAGCUGUGCAAAUGGGAAAAGAUGUUGAUAAGGCGAUAGAUCAGAAAAUUCAAAGUUUGGAACAGCAACGAAAAGCUCUUAAGAAAGAGGUUGAGGCAAAGACAAAUGUUAAAAUUGGAAAUCUCGAAAAGCAAGAGAAUGACAUUCUAACAAAGAUGAAAAAUUUGAAAAGUGCAAUUGAUUUUACAGAAAACGCUCUUCAAAGCACAAACGUGAAUAUUUUGUCAUUGUCAUCAGAAGCCGGUUCUCGAUUGAAAUCAUUAACCCGCAUCCAGUUCAAAGGCCAACCUUGUGAAAAAGAUACAUUGUUUUUUCAAGAUGAUGACCAGAAAUUUCAGAACAUUUUGAAAAGUAUGAUGAAAGUUCUUGAAAAUAAGAAUCAGUAUGACGCUGGACACCAACCUGGACGACCUGGAAAUUAUGGCUACUUGCGCCAUUACUACGGUAAUGAGUGAUGUUCAAGGAAUAUGAUUCAUUGAUACUUCUAGAGAUUGACCAGAGAUUCCAGGAAAUUGUCCAACAUAUGAUGCAAAUUUUAGAAGGCUACUAGCACACGUCUCGCACAGCAACACCUCGCAUCCAUGCUGUUUAUCCUGCUCAUGGUACACAGGGGCAAAACCAGCAGUAGAACUCACCAAUAGCUGGUAUAUCUUCUGUCUGAAGUGCAUUGUUGAUUUUUCUCGAUAUAGUAAUAUGAUGGUUACCCAUUGUGGUCGCUAAUGAUUUCAAGUAAAAGAAGAUAUCUGAAAAGACCUUAGUACUUUAGUGUUCAAUCAAUUUGUACGGGUUGUUGUUAGCCUGCGUAUCGGCCCUAAGGGGAUUGGGGAGGGCUUUAAGCUAGCGGGGAGUGGGGAGGAAAAAUAGGAAGAGCCUUCCUAUUUUUCCUCCCCAAUCCCCGUUCGGCCAGCCCUCCCCAAUCCCCUUGGGGCCGCUACGCAUGUUGUUUUUGGUGUUGUAUAUUUUUUUGCUAAGUAACAAAACAAAAGCAAAAUAGAUAUCUACUGUAAAAGGUAGAAGAAUUCUAGACAGAAAAGAUGUUAUGUUGUUGCAGUAUUGUGUCCUUUGACUCACGGGGCCGGAUUGUUUAAAGCUCGGCCCAGGGGAGUAAGCUGCACUUACUGCACUGAUUUUCAUUUGAGCAUAUUAAUAUUCAAUAGAAAUGUACAUGUAUUAUAAGUAGUCACUCUGAGAAAUGUAAUUUUUAAUAAUAUAUAAAUUGAAGAAAGAGUUGUGCUUGAGUGGAUGUUCUUUUGUAAUUCAGUUUAUUGUACAUGUUUUUCUCUUUAUCAC
Exaiptasia diaphana is the source of this 2378-nucleotide messenger RNA. Its product is annotated as transcription intermediary factor 1-alpha. Bases 416 to 1543 code for a protein of 375 amino acids. Gene Ontology annotation, molecular function: zinc ion binding; ubiquitin-protein transferase activity. Gene Ontology annotation, biological process: positive regulation of DNA-templated transcription. The transcript has 3 exons. Gene Ontology annotation, cellular component: nucleoplasm; chromatin. The record is from RefSeq and is a predicted model, not a curated record. Lineage: Eukaryota; Metazoa; Cnidaria; Anthozoa; Actiniaria; Aiptasiidae.